Molecule: messenger RNA, 816 nt
Organism: Marasmius oreades (fairy-ring Marasmius)
Lineage: Eukaryota; Fungi; Basidiomycota; Agaricomycetes; Agaricales; Marasmiaceae
Exons: 2
Coding region: 45-614 (189 amino acids)
Source: RefSeq, a predicted model, not a curated record
UUUAACCGCAACCGUUAUCACCUUCCCUCCUCCGAAGAAACUUUAUGGACCACUCUCCUACCACUUUUAACCACUUAGUAACACAACCAACAAAAAGCACCGUGGCUCAGGAUACAGUUCCUCCAUCACCAACAACAAAACGUUUCCGAACGUCCGCAGAACGAAAAGCAGAACUCCAAGCUGACCCAUGGUUGGAUCCUACCAAGGUCACGGCCAAGAAGGUUCGGUGUUUGGGUUGUGGAAAUGAUGUUAAGCUGGAUAUGAGGGAAGGGUCGGAUUAUUAUCCCGCGAGAUGGAAUAAACAUAAGAAGAGUUGUAGGUAUGUUCAGGAGGGGAGGAGGAAGGCUGAUGGUGAUCAAGAACAGGAAAGUGGGCAUUUUAUGGCGACGACACCUUACGACGAGACGACACCCGGGUCUCGUACCCCCGUUUCUAAACCCAGCGCUGCUGCUCCCAUUGGAUUUCCAGUAGGAUGGACCGCAUCCAGUCUAAAAGGGGGUGGAUCGACCAUAAAGUCGACUGCAGAUUUAUUACGCGAGAUUGGAAGAGAAGGGCCCUUGAUUUGGGGUAGUAGACCUUCGACGCCAGCUUCCUCGGCACCUGGAACAGAAUGAUCCACUACAGGUGGGGAUUGUAAUGGAUUCUUUUGACUCCGUAUAAGGUUGCGAACCCAAGAAUCGGGUUUAAACUUUAUCGCGAAUGAUGCCUUUUACGAGCCACCGAAGCGCAGCCUCGAUUAGUUUUGUGCGCAGGCGAUAUGGCUGUUUCCAUUCAGUUCUGAGUACUGUGGCCCCCGAACCUCGAUUGGAACUGUAG